Molecule: messenger RNA, 180 nt
Organism: Chondrus crispus (carragheen)
Lineage: Eukaryota; Rhodophyta; Florideophyceae; Gigartinales; Gigartinaceae
Exons: 1
Coding region: 1-180 (59 amino acids)
Source: RefSeq, a predicted model, not a curated record
AUGUCUGCCGUCCCCAGAAUUCGAUCCGUGAUGUCUUGUCAGUCCUCUACCCACUCGCAACGAAGGUUGAUCCAUCUAUCCACGUCCCACAUCCGCACGGUCUCGUCCCAGGAUGCAGAUACCACAUGUCUUCCGCCCGCACUCAUCCCAACGCUGCGCCCCUAUCCCUGUGUCCAGUGA